UAGCAGAGAUCAUCGAUCACAGCUUUCAAGUCAUCAUGGAUGACUCGGACAGCAUAGGCGCCUCCAGAACUGACGACAACGACUUCAGAGAUCUUGUUGAAGAAGUAUUCGACGAAUAUAUCGUCAACGAAAUACCAAUUCGUCUAAUUCAUAUCAGCAACGAUGGCCAGGGGCUGAAUUUCAAACUCGUGGACAGGAAUUUCGUCAAGGAGCACUUCAAAUCAGUCCCUGACGAGAUUUAUAGAGAAUUUUGCAACGAAAGGCUCGUAGACAGGGAGGGCCGUAUCAGAGAGCGGAUGAAAGAGACAUUCAAAUAUGCUAUCUUCUCCCAUCGGUGGCUGUUCAGCGAGCCUUCGUAUCAAGAUAUGCCGACGGAGCCAAUGAAAGUCCAGGCUGAGCUCGAGCCUAAGUGGAAGAAGCUUCAAGAAUUUUGUCGUAAAGCGAAGGUUGACCAUGGUUGCGAAUUUGCCUGGUCAGACACGUGCUGCAUAGACAAAACAAGGAGCGCGGAGUUGGACGAAUCCAUCCGCUCCAUGUUUCGCUGGUACAGGAAUUCCCACAUAUGCAUCGUACACCUGUCGGGGACGGAAGACCUUGCAGCUCUUGAAAGGCAGCAGAGGGGUGGAACAAAGAUCGAUGUUUGGUUCACAAGAGGAUGGACACUCCAAGAGCUCCUUGCUCCAUCGCAAAUCAAGUUUUACGGAACGAACUGGCAGCCCCUCGUACCGCUCUACGACUCCAAGAGCGACAGAGUCAGCGAUACCAUCAUGCGAAAGAUAGAGAAAAUCACAAACAUUCCUCUCAGAGAUCUUAAAUCGUUCAGUCCUGGCACAAAUCGAGUGCCGGAAAAGAUGUUGUGGGCAUCGAAGAGGAGAACGACCCGCGUCGAAGAUAUUGCAUAUUGCCUCAUUGGAAUAUUCGAUGUCAGCCUCAUGAUCGCGUACGGGGAGGGGAACAGGGCCUUCUUCCGUCUGAUGGAGGAGAUAAUGAAGAGAUACGACAAAUGGGACGUGUUCCUCUGGAGUGGCAAAUGCUCCCACUACAACGCAGCACUUCCUCACGAUCCACGCUGUUAUCCUGUGGGAUAUCAGGAAACGCUUGUAAAGCGCCGACACGAAGCAGACAAUGAGGAGGAAUGGAAUACAGCAAACUACGGCAUUGGGGAUAGGCUUUUUGCCUUGACUAACCAUGGCCUCCGAAUCAAGGUGCUCUGUCUGUCUGUCGAUCUACAACAGACAAGAGACGAGCCGCAUAAUUCGAGAUACCUUACCUUCAGGCAUCCGGAGUUCAUUCAUGAUGUGGUGGUGAGGCAUAUUGGCGCAAAGCGUGAACCUCAUACCACCUGGGCAAUAGCUGUCCUGGACUACUGGGCUAACAGCAGUGGGAGUGGUUUCAUCGACAGGGUUAGAAGAGAACCAUUUACCGCGUUUCUUUUGUCCAUGGAUAAAUCACAUGCACCAGAUGCGAGGUGGAGGAAGGAGAUGACAGAGGAGGUUAUUAGAAUUCGACCAGCCAACCACUAUGAGAACCCUUUGGUCGAGUUGUACCUUUAA
This is a messenger RNA of Suillus fuscotomentosus, 1553 nucleotides long. RefSeq lists its product as uncharacterized. The transcript is spliced from 2 exons. The coding region runs from base 36 to 1553 and encodes 505 amino acids. The record is from RefSeq and is a predicted model, not a curated record. NCBI's taxonomy places the organism in Eukaryota, Fungi, Basidiomycota, Agaricomycetes, Boletales, Suillaceae.